UGGAGUCCAGAAGAAGUCGGUCCCUUCGAGGCAACAGCGAAAAAAUGUGGUGGCGCCGCCCAGUCCUCCGCCAUGGUCAAACACUGCUGCGGCCUCCUUCCUAUAGGCCGCCAUGGCUUCCUUCUUCGUUCUAUUACUCGGAUAUGCCCAACAAGAAGGGCAAAGUUGCCCCCUUGCAGGAGAGGAGGAUGGUGGAUAGGUUCAGGCUGUGGGCAAAGGGAGGCGAAGGUGGAAAUGGGUGCUGCAGCUUCCGGCGCACCAGAACUGACCGGCAUGGCAAACCAGAUGGUGGAAAUGGUGGAAGAGGUGGUGAUGUUAUUCUUGAAUGCUCUGCGGCAGUUUGGGACUUCAGUAAUUUGCAGCAUCACUUGAAUGCAAAAAGAGGAGGGCAUGGAGUUUCAAAGAAUCAGAUAGGGAGUCGUGGAUCUGACAAGGUUGCGCAGGUCCCAGUUGGCACAGUAAUUCACCUAGUUAGUGGUGAAACUCCUUCUUUUGUGGAAAAUAUUUCCACAGCAUCUUUAGAUCCUUGGGAUAUACCAGGAGCUCUUGAAGGCGAUCCAUCCAAAUCUGUUCAGCAUUAUGAUGGAAAAAGGGUCAUUGCAUCAGGUGCAUUGGUAAAGGAAAAUUUUGAUGAUUCACUGUCAUAUUCUCAAAGUGGUGCUGCUAAAGCACCUGGCAGUCACCGCAAAGUUUUGCAAUCUUCUGAAUCCACUCAAGUAGAACACAGACAAGAUGUAACUCAUUGUCAUUCUAAAGCAGCCUAUACAGAAAUUAAAGAUAAGGAAACUACUGAGGAAGAAUAUGAAAUGGAAUAUGAAGAUGAUGAAGAAGAAGAAGAGAUCGAGGAGGAGGAGGUGAUGCAGUAUUCAGUUGCAGAAUUCACAGAACCAGGGCAGCGUAUGGUAGUUGCUCAUGGAGGGGAGGGUGGUCUUGGUAAUGCUUCUCUCAAAAAGGAUAGCAAGCCCGGCAGACGUAUUGACUACAGUGAUGCUGAAGACCAAUCCUCAUUAACCACUGGUAGGCCUGGCUCAGAAACUUUGCUUAUAUUAGAACUGAAGAGUAUUGCAGAUGUUGGCCUUGUUGGGAUGCCCAAUGCUGGUAAAAGCACAUUACUAGGAGCUCUUUCAAGGGCUAAGCCAGCUGUGGGUCAUUAUGCUUUUACUACUCUAAGGCCAAAUAUAGGAAAUCUGAAUUAUGAGGACUUCUUCUCUGUGAAGGUGGCUGACAUUCCUGGGCUUAUAAAGGGAGCACAUGAGAAUCGUGGACUGGGGCAUGCUUUCUUGAGGCACAUAGAGCGUACGAAGGUUCUGGCCUUUGUCGUCGACUUAGCAGCAGCAUUGAAUGGGAAAAAGGGUAUUCCACCAUGGGAACAACUGAGAGAUUUGGUUUUGGAACUUGAAUAUCAUCAGGAAGGGUUGUCGAAUCGCCCAUCUUUAGUGGUGGCCAACAAAAUUGAUGAAGAAGGGGCAGAAUAUGCUUACGAAGAAUUAAAGAGACGGGUUCAAGGUGUUCCCAUAUUUCCAGUAUGUGCUGUGUUGAAAGAGGGAGUAUCAGAGUUGAAAACUGGUCUUCGAAGGCUUGUAGAUGGAAGUGAAUCACAGAGACUCGAUAUAGCUAAAAUUAUCACCGACUAGUUUGACUUUUUAGAGAUUCACAAUUGAGAAGGCUCUCGCAAGGUUCUAAGAAGAGAGAGGCCUUGUCACAAAGCCGAUUCAUAGCAGUAAGCUAAAUUAAUUUUGUGAACCUUAUGUUACAGUGUUUCUCUAACCCAAUCUAGAGAUAUUAUUAAUAAAUUAUAUAUGUAGAUAACAAAGCAAUGCAGUGUCAGCGAUCCAAGUUUUGAUGUUCAUAUGUCAGCUGCCUGAAUUGCAUGUGUUCUGUUAUGUUUUUUGGUAGAUCUUUGUUCUUGUUGGAGAAUUCAGUUUAGGCAAGCUUCUGCACAAA
Phoenix dactylifera (date palm) is the source of this 1944-nucleotide messenger RNA. Its product is annotated as GTP-binding protein Obg/CgtA. Gene Ontology annotation, molecular function: GTP binding; GTPase activity. Gene Ontology annotation, cellular component: mitochondrion. The record is from RefSeq and is a predicted model, not a curated record. NCBI's taxonomy places the organism in Eukaryota, Viridiplantae, Streptophyta, Magnoliopsida, Arecales, Arecaceae.